Messenger RNA from Pteronotus mesoamericanus, 3290 nucleotides. RefSeq names its product TM2 domain containing 1 (gene TM2D1). Gene Ontology annotation, molecular function: amyloid-beta binding; G protein-coupled receptor activity. Bases 19 to 636 code for a protein of 205 amino acids. The transcript has 7 exons. The record is from RefSeq and is a predicted model, not a curated record. Gene Ontology annotation, biological process: apoptotic signaling pathway. Lineage: Eukaryota; Metazoa; Chordata; Mammalia; Chiroptera; Mormoopidae.
GACGUGCCGGUCCCCAGCAUGGCGGCCGCCUGGCCCUUCGGUCAGGCUGUUCCUGAAACAGUGGCUGUCCAGCUCCUGGGUGUCCUGUGGUUCGUGUCGGUCACCACGGGACCCUGGGGAGCUGCUGCCGCCGGGGGCGAGGAGACGCUUAAGUGCGAGGACCUCAAAGUGGGACAAUAUAUUUGUAAAGAUCCAAAAAUAAAUGAUGCUACACAAGAACCAGUUAACUGUACAAACUACACAGCUCAUGUUCCAUGUUUUCCAGCACCCAACAUAACUUGUAAGGAUUUCAGUGGAAAUGAAACACAUUUUACUGGAAACGAAGUUGGUUUUCUCAAGCCCAUAUCUUGCCGAAACGUAAAUGGCUAUUCAUAUAAAGUGGCUGUUGCACUGUCUCUUUUUCUUGGAUGGUUGGGAGCAGAUCGGUUUUACCUUGGAUACCCUGCCUUGGGUUUGUUAAAGUUUUGCACUGUAGGGUUUUGCGGAAUUGGGAGCCUAAUUGAUUUCAUUCUUAUUUCAAUGCAGAUUGUUGGACCUUCAGAUGGAAGCAGUUACAUUAUAGAUUAUUAUGGAACCAGACUUAUAAGACUGAGUAUUACUAAUGAGACAUUUAGAAAAACACAGUUAUAUCCAUAAAUAUUUUUAAAAGAAACAGAUUGGGCCUUGUUGAUUUUAAUAGUGAGCUCUCAGUAUGUGGAUCUCCAGAUUUUCCAUUUUCCUUCUUCACAUAUCAUUUUAUGGAUUCUAUAUCAUUUUUUUGUUGUUGAUAAUGUUUUUGUUUUGUUGUUUUUGUUGAAAGCAUUUUCGUCUGAGAUUUAUUUAAUAGCACUUUCUUUGAGAGCUGUGUAAUCAUGGUCUUUCCUAGGCUACUGUCUCUAUGAGAUAGGUCGUUUAUUACCCCAAUAUUCUUUCAUGUGCUUUCCAAAGGCAAGUUGCCCGCUUGUCAUUUUUCCUUAUGAAAAAUAAAAAUGACUUACUCACAUUUUUAGUGCUUUAUUAUUAAGAAACCUUAAAUGUUGAAUGUAGCUGUCUUCUGCAUUUUGAUCCUUCAAAUCAGUUAAUCCAUGGUGUGAACAAAUACCGUGAUAUUGCCUGGGGUACAGCCUAGUGUAUGACAACGCACCUGGUUUUCUGUAGCUUUCAGAUCUGUCUUUGCCUUGGUAUCCGAGGAGCUAAUGAUCACUGGGGAGUCUGAAACCUUGAGGCAACAUGGACACUUCUGGCAUUGAUUCAGGCCUCUGAAGUGUGAACUUUUUCCUUUUAGCUUUGAGAGUGAUGCGCUAGCUUUUGAAAGACCAGAUGCUGACUCAUCUAGCUCAGUGCAGUUACAUUUGAAGUUGGAUGGACAAGGUGGGAACACUGAACAGACGAUUAAUGUCUUCCAUCUGUUAGCACUGCCAGACAGAUGCUGGACAAGUGCCCGAAGUGACGCCCCGGUGUCCGAAGGAAGCAGCACCUGCAUAUUAGCACUGGUUUUCCUUACCGUGUUUUAGAAGAGUUUUAAGAAGAUGGAAAUACAUGAAAUGUUAUGUCCCCAUAAUUCUGUCAUGUACUUUCUUCAUUAACAGGAACACCAAUUUCAAAACUACUGCGGCCAGGCUCCUCAAAAGUAAAAACCAUAAUUUUUUAUCACUCAUUUUGCUCAAAAGGAUGCUGUAUUCUCCAGUUCGCUUUCUAACAUUUAGUAACAGAUUCUUCAGUUGGUGGGAGAUUAAGUAUUGAUACAUGAAGUGAAUUUGGGUUGACUCCUAAUACACAUUAGAAAUGGUCUCUUUGCUUCAUUUGUUAAUUAAAAUAUGGAGCAGCUACCGUUUGGGAGGUACUGUUCCAGAUGCUAGGAUGCAGCAGUGAACAAAACACAAACAUCUCUUCCCUUAAGGGCUAAUAUUUUCUUAGGAUGUGCUUUUUCACAGUGAUAUUUUGGCUGCAGUUAAGCUAGUAUUUUCCUAGAUUCUUUCGGUUGCAAACAGUGCUUUGAAGUUUCUUCCAGAUCACCUAACCCCAGAUUUUAAAAGUCCUUUACGUUUUCUUAGCCGUAUAAAUUCAAUUAUAUAAGAAAUGCUUGUAGUCAAAUCUUGAAAAGUAAUGUUGAUUCUUGCAUAAUUGUUACAGUUAUUAAUAUGGCCAGGUGGGUAGUCUUUUUCAAAGGUGUUUCUCAAAGUAAGCAUUUAUUCGAAUACACUGUAGUACUAUGGGUCAUUGAUAAAACCUAGAAAGAAAGUUUCUUUGCAAAGGACUCUUGAACCUUUAGACUUUAUUUUCACUGCAAUAGCCUAGAUUUACAUGACAAGAACACUUUUUUCAGUUUGCGUAAUCCCCUAAUUGCCUAAUAUAUGUAAUUCUUUAACAUGUUUUUGUCUUAUUAUUUAUUUUUUAUGUCAAUGAAUUUAAUGCAGGUGAAUGCAGGCUUUUUUGAUUGUUUUGUUUUUGUUUUGUUUUUCACUUUCAUGGAACACUUUUAUUUGGCUAUUUAUUAGUGUGUGUGAAUAUGAUUAUAUGUUAAGGCCUUUGUAUGCGAUAUUUUAUAUGAUAACCCUGCUUUUAAAGCAGUGGCCGAAUGGGAGAUGGAUUAGCUCAGUUGAUACUGCUAAACUCUCUAGGAUGGGGUAGAAUGGAUUCUUUCAAUUCUGCAGAAACAGUGUUUCGAUAGACAUACUUACAAAUGGUAGAGGAUUAAUACAAUUUCCCAAAAGUACCUCUUUACCCAGGAACAUUUCUUACCUACACUGUAUUAAACUAAAGGACCUCUUUAAGACUUCAAAGACACUGUUAUAUAGUCAGCAUUUGUUCGUGGGACCACUAAGACUAUAAAAAAUAUUAGUUUGGAGUUAUGUUUUUGUUUUAUAAAAAUAAAUUUGUGUGUCUUCCCUUUUUUAUAUCUAGAUGCUUAAGUCUAACUAUUAUAAGACUAAUAGGUAGCUAGGAAGCUAAAAAGAGAUCUAAUAGCAAGAAACUGGCAAGAAAGAAAAUUAGUUCUUAAAAAGUACAAAUCUAAGAUGUUGGUUCCUCUUCUUCAAACACCUUAAAUGUAGAUAUUUCCUGGGUUUCUGGUUCCUUCCCUUCCUCUCAUUAAAUCACAUUCAUUUUGCAUUUUUCUAUGUACAAAAUUCAAGCUUAAUGCAGAAAUUUUGGGAAAACACCAAAAAGUGCAAAGGAAAAAACGAAAUUCAUUUCAUAGCUCAAACAUUAGUAUUUUUAUGUAUGUCUUAGUACUUCUUCCAUGCAUGUAUGUACAUUUUUCUCCACAAAAAUGAUAUAUAUAUAUAUUGUUUUGCAGUCUACUUGACAUU